Polistes dominula (European paper wasp) is the source of this 585-nucleotide messenger RNA. Its product is annotated as piggyBac transposable element-derived protein 4-like. NCBI's taxonomy places the organism in Eukaryota, Metazoa, Arthropoda, Insecta, Hymenoptera, Vespidae. The record is from RefSeq and is a predicted model, not a curated record.
AUGAUUUCAACAAUUCACAAAUUUGAAAUGGUUAAAUGCACGGGAAAAUAUAAAACCGUACAGAAACCGAAGUGCAUUGUUGAUUAUAAUUUAAAUAUGAACGGUGUGGACCUUGCAGAUCAGUAUCUGUCGUAYUACUYAAYAUUGAGAAAAACAAUUAAAUGGCCUAAAAAGGUAGUAUUAUAUCUCGUCAACUGCGGCCUGUUCAAUGCAUUCAAGACUUAUAAUUCGUGUAAUGAUGAAAAAAUGAAAUAUAAAGAUUUUCUACUUGCUGUGAUGAAAUUAUGGACGACGGAAGAAAAAUCAACGGAUACAUUUAUGGACAUAGAACAAGGUAUUUCAAAUACAACAAAUCAUCUACGUGUCGACCCACCAUGUAGACUCGCUGGUAAUAUGAAACAGCACGUACUGAAACCAAUAACGAGUAAAGGCAAGAAGAAGUUCCCAACCAAACAAUGUAAAGUUUGUUCGUCCAAUGGAAAAAGGAGCGAAACAAGAUACUGUUGCAAAUUAUGCCGAACAGCAUUGCACAAAGGAGUAUGCUUUACCAGAUACCACACUCUAAAGCAUUAUUCAAGCUUGUAA